GGCGUCGAGUACGGUAUAACAGGCGGUCUUUCGCGAUGACGCACACGCGGUGCGCCGCGAGUCGCAUUCACACGCAACCACCACACGCGCAGCCGACCGCGGCGAGCCGGGAGUAUUCGCUCCGCUCGCGGUGGUGUCGGCCGCUAUUCAUGCCGCGUACGAUAAACAGACGAGGAUUCACUGCCGCCGCGGAUCGCGUCGGAACGAACGAACGAACCGCGUGACGAUGCUCGGUGACGCGCAGCAGUAACGUGCAGCGCAGCGCGCUUCAAAAUCGCUCGCCGCGCGCGAAUCGCGCCCGAUUUUUCCUGGCCGCGAGAUCGGCCGUGGACGGAUCCGUAAUAUCGGGUUAAUUGUUACCGCUCUCCGUUUCGUCCGUUUGAUUUCAUCGGUGGUGAUAUCAGAAGAGAAAGAGAAGGAGAGAGGGAGAGUGGCAACAGCGGUGUGUCUUCGACAUGAGGAAGCGGUGUUAGUACUCGCGACGAGGAUGAUCGGGUCGGAAGUGAUCGACUACCUGAAGGACUCCCAAUUGGUCGCGGAUAUACAACGAUUCUUCGGCGUCAGUAUACAUUAUUACGAGAAACAUUACGGCGGAACGUCCGACGGGGAGGAGCCGCGAAGCAGCUCGGACGAGGACAAGUGCAUAUGCACAGAGGUCGAUCAUAACGAAGGGAAUCAUCUGCUGACUUGCCGCAAUCGAAAGACAAAUGGCUGUGACACCAAUAGCAAAGAAGAGUUCAAUGGAUACAUAACGCAAACGGAAGAUGAGUCAUCGGACAAACACAGGGAAGAAGCUGCGGCGGAGAAAAGUCCGCAUUACACAAUCAACAAUCCAUUCUGGUACUAUCUGUUCUUAUUCGGCACCGAGCUGGGAGAUGAGAUCUUCUACUCGGCUUUCAUACCCUUCUGGUUCUGGAACAUCGACGGAGCCGUCGGCCGACGAGUGGUCCUGGUAUGGGCCACUGUUAUGACCAUCGGACAAGCACUGAAAGAUGUGAUCCGUUGGCCCAGGCCGACGUGCCCACCGGCGGCCAGGUUGCAGAACAAAUGGUCGCAGGAAUACGGGAUGCCGUCUACUCACGCCAUGAUCGGCGUCUCCAUUCCAUUUAGCGUAGUAUUAUUCACAAUGAAUAGGUAUAUUUAUCCGGUUCGCAUCGGUUGCGUCGUCGCUUUUCUCUGGUGUGCGCUCGUGAGCACCAGCAGACUCUACCUGGGCAUGCAUACCGUGCUGGAUAUCGUGGUGGGCGUGAUACUGGCGAUCGUUUUAAUGAUCCCGUUGGUACCUCUGGUGGACACGAUGGACCCUUACGUCGUCACGAAUUUCUGCUUUCUGACAAUAUUAAUCGCCGUCAGCAUCGCCGCUAUCGUGUACUACCCGUGCAGCGACAAGUGGACACCCACCAGAGGCGACACCACGAUGGUGGUGUCGGUGACAGCGGGUGUUCACACCGGGACGUGGCUGAAUCACUACACCGGUGUGCUGAGCAAACCAUUGUUCUCACCGCCAUAUCACAUCAUUUGGCCGACGUAUCCCAUGCUCGGCCGCCUAAUCUUCCGAACUAUACUCGGCUUUUGCUGCGUAAUCGCUACGAAAGCCAUCUGCAAAUCCUUCAGCUACGCCACAAUGUGUGCCAUACUGCGAAUUAACUCGAAGGAGCUGAUGAAGUCCCAAGACUACAGUGGAAAUCCGAACAAGGUUUUCGUCGACCUAGUCUACAAAUAUGCGUGUUGCUUCAUGAUAGGUGUAAAUACAGUGUAUCUGCUGCCAAAUGUGUUCGGUAUGUUGGGUAUCGAACGGCCGACUUUCUACACAGAGAUGUGAGAAACUUAACGUACAACUUGUUGUCCGAUUUGUAUUUUGCUCUAUGAAAUAAAUUUUAUAUAUCUCGUU
Messenger RNA from Dinoponera quadriceps, 1891 nucleotides. RefSeq names its product sphingosine-1-phosphate phosphatase 2-like. The coding region runs from base 488 to 1822 and encodes 444 amino acids. Gene Ontology annotation, cellular component: endoplasmic reticulum membrane. NCBI's taxonomy places the organism in Eukaryota, Metazoa, Arthropoda, Insecta, Hymenoptera, Formicidae. Gene Ontology annotation, biological process: phospholipid dephosphorylation; sphingosine metabolic process. The record is from RefSeq and is a predicted model, not a curated record. The transcript has 5 exons. Gene Ontology annotation, molecular function: sphingosine-1-phosphate phosphatase activity.